UAACGUAGCCAAAAACCCCAAACCCGUCAGCGAUGCCGUAAAUUUCCCAGAUUUGUCUCCCAGCUUUCCUUACUAGAGACGCAGUUACGCGGAAAUCUAUCUCGCUAAGCGACCUCCGAUUCUUUCCCCUCUCUCAGGGAACUUUGAUCGAGCACAUCAUCACCAAGAUCCAUCGCGCUUCUCCUCUUCUCCGAUCGAUCACGAUGGUUCCACCGCCGACCCACCCGCCCAGUAUCCAAUACACCCAGCAAUUCCUGAGCAGCGUUCUCUCCCAGCGAGGCCCGGCGGCUCUUCCCUACUCCGAGGAGCUCAAGUGGAUGAUCCGCCAACACAUCCUCGCCCUCAUCGAAGCCUACCCUUCUCUCCAGCCCAAGACCGGCACCUUCACCCACAACGAUGGCCGUACUGUCAAUCUCCUCCAGGUCGACGGUACCGUCCCUAUGCUGUUCCAGGGUGUGACGUAUAAUAUCCCCAUUAUCAUCUGGCUCAUGGAGUCCUACCCUCAACACCCGCCUCUGGUCUUCGUGAAUCCUACUCGCGACAUGAUCAUCAAGCGGGCUCAUCCUUUCGUCAACCCUUCCGGCGUCGUUGCCAUCCCGUAUCUUCAGAAUUGGCUGUACCCUAGUUCUAAUCUUGUUGAAUUAGGUCGCAAUUUAUGCCAUUAUUUUAGCCGCGAUCCCCCUCUGUAUUCCCAGCGCAGACCCAAUCCAAACCCUAACCCUAGCCCUAGCCCUAGCCCCACCCCCAGUCCUUCUACAAGUGCGAAUUUUGCGUCAAUUGGAUCUCAUUUGACAAGCCCUGCCCCGGCGGUCCGGCCUGCCAUACCUCCCCGUGUAUUUCCGCAGUCUCCAUAUGGAAGUGGCGGUGGUUCAGGGAGGGUAAUGGAUGAGCCGUCUGAAGUUUUUAAGCGGAACGCCAUUAAUAAGCUAGUGGAGAACUUGCAUAGUGAUAUAGCAGGGUUGAGGAAGGCCAGGGAGGCAGAAAUGGAAGGCAUGUUCAAUGCCCAAGCUGCAUUGAGGCAGCGAGAGGAGCAGUUGAACAGAGGUCUGAAGGAAAUGCAGGAUGAGAAAGAGGGAUUGGAGCAGCAGUUGCAGAUGGUUUUGAUGAACACCGAUUUACUGGAGGGGUGGCUCAAGGACAAUGAAGCUAAAUUGAACAAGUUAGGGGUUGUGGAUGUUAAUGAGGCUUUUGAGCCUUUUGAUGUUCUUUCUAAACAGAUGCUCGAUUGCUCUGCCUCGGAUUUGGCUAUAGAGGACGCCAUUUAUUCAUUGGACAAGGCUGCACAGGAUGGUGCAAUACCAUUUGAUCAGUACUUGAGGAAUGUGAGGCUGUUGUCUCGCGAACAGUUCUUUCAUCGGGCUACAGCCUCAAAAGUUAGAGCUGCUCAGAUGCAGGCCCAUGUUUCUAAUAUGGCUUCCAAGGCUUCACAAUAUGCUUUAUGAAAGGCAAGCCAUUUUACUGAUAUGCACCUUAAUAUCAGGCCAAUCUCAUAUAUUUCAAGGUUGGUUAGCUGUGAAUAAAAUUUUAAUGCUUGAUCACUCUAUAGAUUUUGAAACUUUCCGCAAUAGUGAAAUUAUUUGUAUUAGUAGUAAAAAAUUGAGUUUUUUUCCCAUAAGCAAUUGAUAUUCAUGUCUU
Ipomoea nil (Japanese morning glory) is the source of this 1635-nucleotide messenger RNA. Its product is annotated as protein ELC-like. The record is from RefSeq and is a predicted model, not a curated record. Gene Ontology annotation, biological process: protein modification process; endosome to lysosome transport; protein transport. Gene Ontology annotation, molecular function: ubiquitin binding. Gene Ontology annotation, cellular component: ESCRT I complex. Lineage: Eukaryota; Viridiplantae; Streptophyta; Magnoliopsida; Solanales; Convolvulaceae. The coding region runs from base 204 to 1442 and encodes 412 amino acids. The transcript has a single exon.